Molecule: messenger RNA, 1053 nt
Organism: Capsicum annuum
Lineage: Eukaryota; Viridiplantae; Streptophyta; Magnoliopsida; Solanales; Solanaceae
Product: G-type lectin S-receptor-like serine/threonine-protein kinase At4g27290
Exons: 1
Source: RefSeq, a predicted model, not a curated record
AAUGUUCAAACACGUGCUAGCCAAUUUUCUCACUUCAAAUCUAAAUGUUGCUUGAACUCUUUAAAAAUGUCAAUAAAUGUGGUUGAUUUGUCAAAAUUUGUGUAUUUUUGAAGAACCUGACAUGAGUGCGGUAUUAAAAGUGAAGAGUGCGCAACUCGCUUCAAACAGCAAAUUACGUGGACUUGGGGUCUCAAGGUCUAAAUGGUAGUCAAUAUAUGAGUGAUGAAGGGUUUAGGCCUCACCACGACAUCAAUAAUGGAAGCUAGUAUCUUCCUACUUUUUUUCCUAUUGUCUUUCUACUCUAAUAUACACAACAUUUCUGCUACAAUAGAUGCAAUCACUACAAAUCAAUACAUCAUAGAUGGUGAAACUGUUGUUUCGUCUGGUGGAACCUUUGAGCUGGGAUUUUUCAGUCCCAGCGGUACCACAAAACGAUAUAUUGGGAUAUGGUACAAACAAAUUCUUCUUCAUGUGCAAACAGUUGUAUGGGUUGCCAACAGAGAAAAACCACUAACAAAUACAUCUUCUGCUGUUUUGAAGGUCAUCAAACCAGGGAUACUUGUUCUUUAUAGUGACAAGAAUGAAAUUAUAUGGUCCACUAAUACCUCGAGAUCAGUCCAAAAUCCUGUUGCAGUUCUUUUAGAUUCUGGCAAUCUUGUUGUCAAAGAUACAAAUGAUGAAAAUCCAGAAAAUUUCCUCUGGCAGAGCUUCAGUUUUCCUACUGAUACACUCUUACCUGGUAUGAAGCUUGGCAAGAAUUUUAAAACUGGCCAUGAGAAUUACCUUUCGGAAUGGAAGAACCAUAAUGAUCCAACUCCAGGGGAUUUCACUCUUCACGUUGAAGUGGCUCCAUAUCCACAGGGCGUCAUCAGGCGUGACACAAGUGUAUCUGCUCGGCUAACACAAAGAGUUGGGAAUAACAACAUUCAUAAAAUUCAUUCUGUUUUCAAUAAGGAUGAGGUUUACUAUAGUUUUUCUCUCAUUAACAUCUCGGUUUUAUCAAGACUAGUCCUGACUAGUAAUGGUUAUCUACAACGAUUGACGUGGGUGGAU